Molecule: messenger RNA, 810 nt
Organism: Miscanthus lutarioriparius
Lineage: Eukaryota; Viridiplantae; Streptophyta; Magnoliopsida; Poales; Poaceae
Source: the annotation of a GenBank genome assembly
AUGGACUUAUGUGCUCAAAUAAUAAUAGAAACAUCUUCAGAAGACGAUUUACUGGUGAAUAUUGAUGAAAUAUCUGUGAAACAACAUCAAUUAUUAUGCCUCAUAGACCAAAGCAAAUGGUUAGACGAUGAUGUGAUCUGUGCUUAUAUAUGUUGUAUAAGGGAUCAAGUACAUCUGCAAAAUAUGGAUGAUGCUAAGAUAUAUUUUGAGAAACCCUUUAUUACUAGACUGUUUAAAAGGGAUGGCAACAUUGGUGUACAUGAAGAUGGCACUUUUAUUACGGAGAUUGUUAGAAACUAUCUUGAGCAUGAAAUGGGACUACAAUACCAUUUGGACAUUCUUCAAAGUCAGCAAAACUUUAUUAACCAUAAUUGGAAAGAUCUUCAUGUUACUAAAUGGAAGCUCAGAGAACAACUACAAGAACCAAUUCAGAAAGACAGGAAAGUCUGGGUGCAAAACUCCAAACCAUAUUCCAUUAGCUUGACUCUCAAGAAACUGCAAGAAAUUAUAAACGAUGAUAUCCCCAUGGACAUAGAUACUUUCAAUUUGGUCGUACGAAAAAAUAUGUUCGACGAGAUCCAAAUGGUGAAGAAUCAGAGAGGAAUGAUAUCAAAGCAUUAUCUAGACUUGCAAUUUUGGAUGAUUACGGAUUUUGGACGAUACCCAAACUUCCGUAAAAAAUUAGAUGUGGAACGACCAGUAGAUUCCGUUCGUUGUUGGCCUGGUAUUAACUAUAGUGUUGCAUCAUGCAAAUUGGAUGGAUAUGAACUCAGAAAACAACUUUCAACUCCUGACAUACAAGGAGAAUGA